Tripterygium wilfordii is the source of this 715-nucleotide messenger RNA. RefSeq lists its product as uncharacterized. The record is from RefSeq and is a predicted model, not a curated record. NCBI's taxonomy places the organism in Eukaryota, Viridiplantae, Streptophyta, Magnoliopsida, Celastrales, Celastraceae. The coding region runs from base 117 to 548 and encodes 143 amino acids. The transcript has 2 exons.
CCCACCAGUCCCUCUCAUUGGAUUUCUCCACCAGAACCCACCCGCCCUCGCCACCACGACGUUCGGAUAAGCUGACAAUGAGAGUCUCUUGUCUUCCGUGACAUUUUCUAAUCACGAUGAAAUUUUUACUGGAAUUCGUUUCUUGUUGCGGCUGCGCCACCACCACCGCUGCCAAAAACGACAGCGUCAAUGGCAGCGUCGUCCUGGAAUUAGGUCCGUCUCCGAUCUCGCCGCUAUCGGAGGAGACGAUUUCGCUGGUGAGUUCUCAGCGUCGGUACCGGCGGAGGAAGCGCGGGAGGGUGGGGUCGUCGGGAUGCUGUUCGGCGGCGGGUGGUGGUGAGUGGAGGCCGUCUUUGAGUUCGAUUGACGAGGAUCACGUCGUCAUGAUUGAAAGGAGAAGAAAAAUUGAGGUUAAAAGGACGGUCAAGAGAAAAGGUAGCCUCCGCGGUGGUUCCGGUGAUAUAGGCCGCGAUCGAACCUUCAGCGACGAUAGCGGGAUUCCAUUUCUAGUCAUGCCGGAAUUCUCUCCAACACCAUUUAUGUUUUAAUGGUAUUUGGGUUUCAUUUUCCUAUGGGCUCUUUAUGUGUACAAUGUACAUAGAGGAAAAAUAUAUAUAUCUGUAAACUCUAUUUUUCUUGUUAGAAUCAAUGUCCUUUGCCAUUGGGUGGUGGUUGUUAUAUAUAGAAAUUUGGUAUGAACUGAGAUUGGAGUAUC